Cladocopium goreaui is the source of this 579-nucleotide messenger RNA. NCBI's taxonomy places the organism in Eukaryota, Dinophyceae, Suessiales, Symbiodiniaceae. The record is from the annotation of a GenBank genome assembly.
AUGGAGCUUCUUGGAUCUCCAGGAUGGUCCUGGCUCGAUUUCUGGGAGCAUGCUUCUAAGGAAGAUUGGGCAGCGCACCACCCAGUGUUGAGUUUGGAUGAAGAGCAGCGAUGCAAGGCAGUGGCCGUCACAUUGCAUGGUGACGAGGGCGAGUCGAAGCGCAGCAAAAAUGUGCUAAUCUUGUCUUGGUCCUCGAUAGGGAUCCACGGACCAUCACUGAAGACCAAGUUUCCCUUCUGUGUCAUCAAAUCUGAUCUUUUCGUGACCCAGGAGAAGAAGAAUCUCACAAUGUUGGAGCUCCAGAAAGCUUUUGUCAGGAUGAUGAACGAUUGCAGUCGGUCCACAGUUGACGGAUACUCUCUCUGGUAUGUUUGCGGGAAAGGAGAUUGGAAACACAAGAAGGAUUGGUUGUGCGAGAAGAGGUACUGGAGCACUCAGGGCUCUCAUUCGGCCGGCAUGUGCCGACGAUGUUUUUGCACAGGUGCAUCCUACAUGGAUGUCUUUCAUCAGCCUGGAUGGCAUCAGCCCGGUGAAGAUCCCGUUGAGUCAUCCUUUGACCCAAUACCGUGUCUAGGCUGA